Molecule: messenger RNA, 1721 nt
Organism: Cucurbitaria berberidis CBS 394.84
Lineage: Eukaryota; Fungi; Ascomycota; Dothideomycetes; Pleosporales; Cucurbitariaceae
Product: tRNA splicing endonuclease-like protein subunit
Exons: 2
Coding region: 48-1301 (417 amino acids)
Biological process (GO): tRNA-type intron splice site recognition and cleavage
Cellular component (GO): tRNA-intron endonuclease complex
Source: RefSeq, a predicted model, not a curated record
CGAGCAUACCUCCAAUUCAGGACACUCACGACAGCCUUGAGAUAGCAAUGGCCGACGAAGACGAGGAUAUCUCACAUCUGCGAGCACCAAACGCCGUAGACCUUGAUCUGACGGAGGAAACGCAGGAUUUCCGAUUUCUCGACAAGCUCACAGCACAAGACACCGACGAACGCACCCUUCCCAAGCGCGGCGAAAAAGACUUCGAAAGCCAUGCGACGAACCUGCAGCUUGAGACACUCGAGGCCUCGCGCCGGGCCAUGCACGGCGUGCUGUCAUGGCAGCGCACACACACCCAGAAGAAUCACAUCUUGGCAAUGUACGAACCUGACAGCAACACGGCAUACGUAGACAAAGUCAAGUCGCAGCAUUUCCAGACUAUGGGUACACCGAGAGGUGGGAAGGAGUGGCUUCUCCCGGAAGAAGCGCUCUUUCUCAUUGAGAGAGGGACAGUGGAUUGCCGGUGGCCGGCGAAGCGCGAGGAUGGCGAUGAGGAGGUCUACAAGAUUGAAGAUUGCGCGCCAAUGAGUUUGCAGGCUGCUUAUGCGACGUUCAUUGGUUUUGAGGGCGGGAUUGGAGGAAAACUGACGCUGGAGAUGUAUAAUGUCUAUGCUGGGCUGAAGAGAUCCGGAUAUGUCGUCUUCCGGACAGGAUCAUGGGACGAUGACCGAGGGGAGCUGCUACUUGCAGGAACAAAUGGAGCGCAGGAUAAACCAGCAAGAGGCCUCAUCACACGGUUCUUCUCCGAAAUCUGGCGGCGUCUGAGCCAGCCAACGCAUACCACAACACCAGAGCAACUCGCAUUCGGACCUCUUGUCAAACCUGGCUUGUUCAGAAGCUACGCCGACAUAUACCGCCUGCUCCAAAUUAUCCCCACGCACGACCGCACAUCACCACCAUCGUUCAUGCUCCCUCCAUCUACAGAUAACUCCUUCAGAGUUCACUUCGACGUCUAUCGCACUACAGCAAAAUUCCGAAAGAGCGCUCGCGGCCCGCCAGACUUCCGCAUCUGCGUCAUCGAUGCGCGCUCUACACCAAUCCCUACAGGGGCGCAAUUGAACGAUCUCCUGGCACAAGUGCCAGAAGAUAGGCCAAAGGAAAGCGACCAGCCAUACCAGAAGCUGAAGCACGGGCACAGGAACGUGCUUUUGGCGGUCGUGGAUAAUGGCAUCCCGAGCUAUCUUAGGGUUGCUGAUAGUCCGUUUGAGGACGUGAAGCUGUAUGAGAGGGCGGGACCAAGAGGGAAGGGCGGGAGAGGAAGGGGUGGCAGGGGCAGAGGUAGAGGGCGAGGAAGGGGAAGAUGAAGCAACUGGACUCUACGAGCUACGACAACUACGGCGUACCAUGCAUUCCAAGGUUUCCAGUCGUUGAGCAUGCACGGUCGAAAUUAAAGCGAUACCCUAACGUACAAGCCGCCUUAAAGGGGGCCCACUAGGUCUUCACGAGAUCGUACACUGGCGUACAAGCCUUCUUUGAGGGGUCGGGACACCGUUCACAAGAUCAUCGCAAGUCAUCCAGUCCAGUCACUUCGACGCUGUCUGGAAUGGUCUCUAAGCCAUUGAAAGCGACACGGAUUCGAGUCUGCGGCAGCUUAAUGCUGAUAAAGCAUCAUCUAUGAUAAACGACAAUUUUGGAGCCAGCCUAAAACAUGUGCUGUGCUAUAUAAAGUUUGAUGGGAGAUGAUGAGUAGCCUGAUUUUUCAGUAAAAGAAUAUCAUCCAAGCU